CAGUUGUUAUAGCUCAAAGGCGCAAAAAGUUGUUUAUGUCGCAAAGAGCGACCUUAUUCAUUGUCUCGAAAAUCUAGUUUUAAUAAUUUUUAAACUCAAAUACUUGCAAAAUGUCUGAAGAGAAUCCUGCAAAAACUUCCCGCAUUCCAUGGGUGGAAAAAUAUCGUCCCUCCAAAUUGGAUGAUUUGAUAUCUCACGAAGAAAUUAUAUCUACAAUUAAUCGUUUUAUUAAUCAAAAACAGCUGCCCCACUUGCUGUUCUAUGGUCCACCGGGUACCGGCAAAACGAGUACAAUAUUGGCAUGUGCCAAACAAUUGUAUACACCGGCACAAUUUAAAUCGAUGGUUUUGGAACUGAAUGCUUCCGAUGAUCGUGGCAUUGGUAUAGUUCGUGGUCAAAUAUUAAAUUUUGCAUCUACGCGCACCAUCUUUAGUGGAACUUUCAAAUUGAUUAUACUCGAUGAAGCCGAUGCCAUGACCAAUGAUGCCCAGAAUGCUUUGAGACGCAUCAUUGAGAAAUAUACGGAAAAUGUACGAUUUUGUGUUAUAUGCAAUUAUUUGAGUAAAAUUAUACCAGCGGUACAAUCGAGAUGUACACGUUUUCGUUUUGCCCCCUUGACGCCGGAACAGAUAUUGCCACGUUUGGAUAAAAUUGUGGAAAUGGAAAAUUUAAAUGUUACCGACGAUGGUAAAAAGGCGCUGAUGAUACUCUCCAAGGGCGAUAUGCGUAAAGUGCUCAAUGUUCUGCAAAGUACCAGCAUGGCUUUUGAUGUUGUCAAUGAGGAUAAUGUUUAUACUUGUGUUGGCCAUCCUUUGCGACGAGAUAUUGAGAGAAUAUUGGAAACCUUAUUGUCAUGCAAAAGCUUCGAGCAGGCUUAUGAUGAUAUACAAAGUAUUAAGUCAGUUAAGGGAUUGGCUUUGGAAGACAUUCUUACGGAAUUGCAUUUAUUUAUAAUGAGGCUGGAACUUCCUAUGAGCGUUAUGAAUAAAAUUAUCAUUAAAAUGGCUGCCAUCGAAGAGCGUUUAGCCAAAGGCUGUACCGAGGGACCUCAAACAACAGCACUGAUAGCCGCCUUCUUUAUACAUCGAGAUCAUGUUACUUUAGAAAGUUAAAGGAAGGAAUUUUGUUUUGUUUUUUAAGAUAUGUUUAAUAAACAUUUGUAUUAAUUUAA
Stomoxys calcitrans (stable fly) is the source of this 1171-nucleotide messenger RNA. RefSeq names its product replication factor C subunit 5 (gene RfC3). Gene Ontology annotation, biological process: DNA repair; DNA-templated DNA replication. Gene Ontology annotation, molecular function: DNA binding; ATP hydrolysis activity; ATP binding. The transcript has 6 exons. Bases 111 to 1112 code for a protein of 333 amino acids. Lineage: Eukaryota; Metazoa; Arthropoda; Insecta; Diptera; Muscidae. The record is from RefSeq and is a predicted model, not a curated record. Gene Ontology annotation, cellular component: nucleus; DNA replication factor C complex.